CAAGUCUAUGUAAAGUAGCCUUAUCAGUACCCGUUCCAGUUUCUCUCUCGCCGACCUCCCGUUGUGCUACUCUCCUUUUCUCUAUUUCUAUCCUGCAUUGUCAAGUCAAGAUCCUUACUGAUCAAACUCAGCUCUUCCUGAACGUUUGGAUUUUCUCUAACCGUCCACUUCAGCUGGGCUUUCUUCUCCGAAUUUUUCUGAUUUACGAGCAGCGAAAAGCUAUACUGAAAGCGAGGUGAACGACGGCAGAUUUGUACGGUUAAAGCUGUUUUCCGUUACGGUAUUUGGAUCUCGCGACGGUUACGAUAGGGAGGGAGGAAAAAUAGUGUGAGGGAGGUGUAGAUUUUUCUUUAUCAGGAAUUCGAGCAGUUUCGUAAUUAUUUGGCUUUUAUUGUGGUGCUAAAGAGUGUAAAAUAAGGUUUAUUAGAGCGUUUUUGGAGGAUUUAGCUUCUCUCUUUGGAGGUUUUUUGUUCCAAAUUUGUUGCUGUUGCUCGUUGUUGACUUGAAGAGUCGGAGAGAGUUCAAUAAUGGCGAAUCGGGGAGGGGUGUUUUCACAGACAAAUAAUGUUUCCUCCGAAGUUAAAGGAAAUGGAGGAGAUGAUCUAUACAUGGAGUUAUGGAAGUUAUGUGCGGGACCCCUGGUUGAGGCUCCUCGAGCUAGAGAGAGAGUCUAUUAUUUUCCUCAAGGACAUAUGGAACAGUUGGAAGCGUCGACGAAUCAGGAGUUGAAUCAGAGGAUUCCUUUGUUUAAUCUUCCAUCGAAGAUACUUUGUAGUGUUGUUCACAUUCAGUUUCUGGCUGAACAAGAAACAGAUGAAGUUUAUGCACAAAUAACUUUGAUGCCGGAGCCAAAUCAACCUGAGCCAACAACUCCUGAUGCAUGUCCUCCGGAGCCUCCAAAACCUACUGUCUGUUCUUUCUGCAAGGUUUUAACAGCCUCUGAUACCAGCACUCAUGGAGGUUUUUCUGUUCUUCGCAAACAUGCCACUGAAUGCCUUCCUCCACUGGACAUGAACCAGGCAACGCCAACCCAGGAAUUGGUUGCCAAGGAUCUUCAUGGCUAUGAGUGGCGCUUUAAGCAUAUUUUUAGAGGCCAGCCAAGGAGGCAUUUGCUCACAACGGGAUGGAGUACAUUUGUUACUUCCAAGAGAUUAGUAGCUGGUGAUUCCUUUGUGUUCUUGAGAGGGGAAAGUGGGGAGCUGCGCGUUGGAGUGAGGCGUGUUGCUCGUCAACAGAGCAGCAUGCCUACAUCAGUGAUUUCAAGUCAGAGCAUGCAUUUAGGAGUCCUAGCAACUGCAUCUCAUGCCGUUUCAACACAAACCCUCUUUGUUGUCUACUAUAAACCAAGGACAAGUCAGUUCAUUAUUGGGUUGAACAAAUAUUUAGAGGCUCUUAACAAUAAGUUUACAGUUGGCAUGAGGUUUAAGAUGAGAUUUGAAGGGGAGGAUUCUCCUGAGAGAAGGUUUUCUGGCACAAUCGUUGGGGUUGAAGACUUUUCUCCUUACUGGAAAGAUUCAAAAUGGCGUUCAUUGAAGGUACAAUGGGAUGAACCUGCCUCUAUACCAAGACCUGACAGGGUUUCACCAUGGGAGAUAGAACCCUUCGCUGCUCCUAUUCCACCAACUCUGGGUCAACCUGUUGCUGCUAAGAACAAAAGGCCUAGACCAACUGCUGAAAUUCCUGCUCUAGAAUUACCUUCAACAGCAUCAGCUCCUUGGAAUUCUGGAGUUAUGCAUACCCAUGAUCUAAUGCGGCGUAACAUUACUGCCGAAGCAAACAGAAAUGAAAAUCAUGUCAUAUGGCAUAUGCAGACUGAAAUGAGCAGCAGUUGCAGCUCUGUCUUGAAGACUCAGAACGAAGGGAGCUGGCUAUCUUCUCCUUGCAUGAGUGUUUCUAAGCAUCGAUUUCCUGAUGCAAGAGACGAUAGCAAAUGUGCAUCUGGUUGGCCUGUUCUUUCAGGAUUGUCAAACCCACAAGUGAACAAUGAUUCAACCUUUGAUCCAAUAGAAAAGGUAAAGAAAUCUGAGACAGCUUCUAGCUGCCGAUUGUUUGGCAUUGAGUUGAUAAACCACUCUGCUAGCUCAAGGCAAUUGGAGAGGACACCUACCCAACUUUCUACUAUGACUGCCAGUACAGCUGAAGGACAUCAUACCUUGUCACCUAAUAAUUCUUGCCAGAAGUCUGAAAUUUCAAAAGAUUCUAAUGAGAAGCAGGAACAGUUACAAUUACAAGCAAAAGAGAUCCAGAGCAGGCAAAGUUGCCCUAGUUCUACAAGAAGUCGUACCAAGGUCCAGAUGCAGGGGGUAGCCGUCGGUCGCGCUGUGGACCUGGCCAUGUUGGAAGGGUACGAUCAGCUUAUAGAUGAACUAGAGGAGAUGUUUGAUAUUAAGGGAGAGCUUCGCCCUAGGAAUAAGUGGGAGAUUGUCUACACUGAUGAUGAAGGGGAUAUGAUGCUUGUAGGCGAUGACCCAUGGCAGGAAUUCUGUAGCAUGGUAAGAAGAAUAUUUAUCUGUUUAAGUCAGGAUGUGAAAAAGCUGAGUACAGGAAGCAAACUUCCCAUGGCUUGUAUUGAAGGUGGUGAAGGAACUGUGAUAAGCUCAGAGUCAAUUGAAAAUUAAUAGGAACACUGUUUGUUUUUCUUUACCGCAGUUUACAGCAUCUGUUGUUUGUUUGUUGCUGAUAGUUGUUCUUAGUUUCACUUUUGGGCUAUAGAGGAUGUUAAGGGACGCUAAUCACUAAGCUUGUUUUCUAGAGUUGCCUACCAUAGGAGACAAAAAGACGUCAUACGACCUUGGGUUUGAAGAACCAAGAGUUAAUGGAACUAGAUGAGGUGUUAGAGGCUAGGACUAGGAGAAUGUGAAUACUUAACGAUCUUUGUGGUGGGUUGGGGGUUUGGGUUCUAAUCUUUGGUUUCGUGUGCUUGUAAAUAUAAAAAUGUGCUCUGGCUUUGACACUGGCACUGUAAUCCUCAACCUUAGUGAGUGAAAGUGUUCCAGCUUAGCUAUUCUUCGCUGUUUUGGUAACGCUUUUUCUUUAUCAAUCAAUUCAAACUUUCCUCUGCAUUUAUAAA
Molecule: messenger RNA, 3070 nt
Organism: Gossypium raimondii (Peruvian cotton)
Lineage: Eukaryota; Viridiplantae; Streptophyta; Magnoliopsida; Malvales; Malvaceae
Product: auxin response factor 9
Exons: 15
Coding region: 528-2618 (696 amino acids)
Biological process (GO): response to hormone; regulation of DNA-templated transcription
Cellular component (GO): nucleus
Molecular function (GO): protein binding; DNA binding
Source: RefSeq, a predicted model, not a curated record